This is a messenger RNA of Fusarium coffeatum, 1650 nucleotides long. RefSeq lists its product as uncharacterized. The record is from RefSeq and is a predicted model, not a curated record. The transcript is spliced from 2 exons. Gene Ontology annotation, biological process: maturation of SSU-rRNA. Lineage: Eukaryota; Fungi; Ascomycota; Sordariomycetes; Hypocreales; Nectriaceae. Bases 1 to 1650 code for a protein of 549 amino acids. Gene Ontology annotation, molecular function: ATP binding; protein serine/threonine kinase activity. Gene Ontology annotation, cellular component: preribosome, small subunit precursor; cytosol.
AUGGAUCCCGCCGCUCCGCACCAACCGCCCUACACUUACACGGCGAAUCAGGGCUACGAACAAACCGAAGAGAUACCCCGCGAGCUACAGGCCCAAAAAGACGACGGCGCUGCCCUUGCCCAGGAGGACGAUAACGACUUUGACGAUAUCUUUGACGACCAGGACUUUGACGACAAUGAGUGGGAUGCUGGCUCUGGAGACUUGACCAAGUCUUACAACAGACAGCGCAACACCAACGAAGGCGCUGCUCCUCUUCGUUCAAACCAGCAAAAGCCUACUGCCAACACUUUCGCCAGCGUUGACGACCAAGUCUCAGCUCUUUCUAAGCACGCCGCCAAGAUCCGACUCGACUCAGUUAAGCAAGAUGGCGGUGAUUCAAAGGACAAGGACAAGGCAGACCGCGCCACUAGCGACCAGGUUCUUGACCAGCGCACCCGUAUGAUUCUGCUGCAGAUGAUCAACCGCGGUUUUGUCAGCGAAGUCCACGGCGCCAUCUCCACAGGAAAGGAAGCCAACGUCUACGGCGCCGUUCUCCACGACGAAAACACAGGCGACGCUACCCAAAGGGCUAUCAAGGUCUACAAGACUGCCAUUCUGAGCUUCAAGGACAGAGAACGUUACAUCACUGGCGAGCACCGUUUCAAGGGUGGCUUUGACAAGGGUAACAACCGCAAAAUGGUCAAACUUUGGGCUGAGAAGGAAUUCCGCAACUUGAGGAGGAUCUACAACUCUGGUAUUCCUUGCCCUGAGCCUAUCAGCCUUAAGCUUCACGUCCUCGUCAUGGGCUUCCUAGGUGACCGCAAGGGAUGGGCGUACCCGCGCCUCCGUGACGCUACUCUGACGGGAGACGAUGUUGAUCAGCAGUGGCAUAAGCUUUAUGUCCAGCUUCUUGGCAUCAUGCGCAAGAUUUACCAGGUCUGCCGUCUUGUUCAUGCCGAUUUGAGCGAGUACAACAUUCUAUACCACAAGGAGAAGCUCUACAUUAUUGAUGUGUCACAAAGUGUGGAGCCGGACCACCCCCGGUCCCUCGAGUUCCUGCGUAUGGAUAUCAAGAACGUGGGAGACUUCUUCCGCCGUAAGGGUGUUGAUACCCUGGCCGACCGCGCUAUCUUUAACUUCAUCACUGCCCCUGAGGGUGCUGUCGAGGAGCCUGAAAUGGGCAAGGCUAUUGAGAUUCUCUACGAGACUCGAGCUGAUGAUGCUACUGGCGAGGAUGCCGCUGCUCAGCAAGAAGUUGACAAUGAAGUUUUCAGAAACCAGUACAUUCCUCAAACAUUAGAGCAGGUCUACGAUAUUGAGAAGGAUGCUCAAAAGGUUGGACAGGGUCAGGGUAACGAUCUUGUCUACAGUAACCUUCUGCCAGACCAGGUCAUUGCCCCCAAGAAGGCCGAUGGUGAGGAGGGUGAUGACGACCAAGAGCAAGGUUCCACAUCUGAUUCAGACGAGGGUGCAUCUCUCUCCGGUGACGACUCGGUGAACGAGGCCGACUUCGAAAAGGGUACUCCUCGUGGUCGUCGCUUCGAAGAUAAGGACGAGAAGAAGGCACACAAGCAAGCCGUCAAGGAAGCUAAGCGCGAGAAGCGCAAGGAUAAGAUGCCCAAGCAUCUCAAGAAGAAAAUCGUCGCCAGCUCAUCCCGUCGCAAGAAAUAA